Molecule: messenger RNA, 834 nt
Organism: Fusarium proliferatum ET1
Lineage: Eukaryota; Fungi; Ascomycota; Sordariomycetes; Hypocreales; Nectriaceae
Exons: 2
Coding region: 1-834 (277 amino acids)
Source: RefSeq, a predicted model, not a curated record
AUGGUUCGCCUUUCUGUGCUCAACCUAGCAGCCAUUGCUACGCUGCUACUCGGUGCCGAAGCCGGUCCCUGUAAGCCAAAGCCGACCACAACGACAAGCCUUGCUGAGACCACCUCGACGCUCCCUGCUGAUACUUCGGCUACGUCAAUCGCCUCGACUACUGUCAUUACCACGGCCGAUACCACCACUACAAUCCCAGAGGAGACUACUACAACGGCCCUGGCAGAUACUACGACUACCGAUAAAGCAGAAUCUACCACUACGGUCGAGACAGGAUCUACUACUGUCGCGGAAGGAGAAUCUACUACUACAGCCUUGGUAGAUACUACUACAACCCAGGCGGAAUCUACCACCACCACUGCAGCGGCAGGCUGUGUUGAAUCUCAGCUAUUCGUCAACCCAAACUUCGACGACAGUUCCAAUGACGACAUCGCGCCUUGGACCAGCAACGCGUUCAUCACCCAAAACCAACCCCAAUCCGGCACUAAUGCGCUCUCCGCGACUUUCAGCAAUGGUCAACCGGAUUACUACGUCAAGCAGACUCUCCAGAAUCUGAGCGGCAACUACAAGUUCUCCUACUAUUAUCGAGUCGUCAGCGUCAGCGACAAUGCCGAUUACACUUGCAAUAUUCAACUUACGGCCGGGUCUGUAAGUUCUUAUGGCGAGAUCGACGAUAGAGUCGGUGGCUGGAAGACAGCUAGCGUAAUCUUGGAGAUGGGUGAUGCCACUAUCGCACAGGCAGAUGUGCAGUUUGGUUUAUCCUGCUACGGAGAAUUCACUGGAAUUGAGGUCGACGUUGAUACUUUUGCGUUUACGCGAGUUUGUGCCGCUUAG